AUGUUCAGAGAGCCGCGAAAAUUCGUCGAGACAAUUCUGCAAUACGAUCGAAGGCGAUCGAUAUUGUCAAUUCAUUUGGUUACAAUUCGUUCUGAGAACACACUCCAAAUAAGGAGCCCGAACGAAUUCAUGCAUAUGGAGAUCGAGGUUCGACGAAAAAACGCGAAAACUUCAAUGCGGCACAAGGGUCAAAAGCAGGCGGCGCGACGCGACGAUUGCGAAAAACUCAACGAGCUCUUCCGGUUCCCACGGUUUCCCGAAUCAGCGCUCGUCGACGCCACAUGCCGAAUCUCGUGCAUUCUCUCAUGUCCGAAUAACAAUUUGCCCAACUCGAUAUUCGAAGGGAGCAUUCCAUUGAAGGAGUUAUUAGCGGUUCGAAAUGUCAAAUUGUUCAAGUUUAUCGAAUUGUCAAAUAUCGAAUUAUAUUCGAUUAAAGAAGAGGAAGAUGAGUGCGAACAGUACGAUUGGAUUAUCAAUGUUUGA
Molecule: messenger RNA, 483 nt
Organism: Caenorhabditis bovis
Lineage: Eukaryota; Metazoa; Nematoda; Chromadorea; Rhabditida; Rhabditidae
Source: the annotation of a GenBank genome assembly